AGAGGCGGGGGAAAGCGGGGGCACUCGCUGAUACAACGGAGCACUUUUUUUUGGGCGAUUGAGAGGACCUCGUGUGGCUCCGAGCAUCUCCCUUCGUCCCUCGGUUGAGUUUAAUGUCCGGCGCUGGUUGCCGUCACCCCCAGGAUUUUUAUUUAUAACCGACAAGAAAAUUGGAUGGGACGCACACACGGGCAAGACAAUCCCGGAAAUAGCAUGCGUACUCUCAGUCUGUCACGUACGCUCACAGUGGAUUUGCAUUGCUACAGGCUGCCGUAGAUAUCCUGCACAGCCUCAAAAUGUUUAUAAAACGGAUAAAAACAAAUACUCAGCUUGAGAGUACUAAAUGAGAGUAACUGGUGAAAUAAAGGCAAGUAGAAGAGGACUUGGACAUGCAACUUCUAGUGGCUGUGGCAAAGAUCCUCUCCAUCAGAGAAAACAGCAGCUCAGCUAGAAAAUGAAGCGAGGACGUGAGCUACGUGCGCAUCCAGCAGAUGACGAGGUGAAAUGGAGAGCUUGGGACACACGGACCUUUUAAACCCAAGCUCUUCCCGCGGAUCCGUCGCUGUUUCAGCCUCGCAGGAGAGAAGGACGAGCGGCCAGCAGAGCGUCUUCGGAGCGGCAGAGAUUCACCACACACACCGAUCGGACAUGGGGCUUAACAGCUUUUGCGCGGCGCCGGUCGGGAGUCCAACGGCCGCGGAGUUACUCGCGGGUCUGGCCUCUCAGACCGACUCCCCUGCAAUCACAACCCCGACGAAGCAGUCCAAAACCGGCGUGCCGCUCUACAAUGGCGGGGUGGUGUCUCCAUCUGCCACCGUGGAGGGAAGCCACGCAGGCGUUUUGGCUCACACGCCAAACGGUUACCCGGUACAAAUCAAUGGGGUGGCGGGGGUAACAGGCAGCUCUAUGUACCCCCUCACCAGCAGAGCCCGUCUGGCGGAGAACGCAGACCGGCCAGCUCAUGAGAAGUGUCCUUUAGUGAUGAGGAGGAUCAGUGGUGACCUGAAGGCCAGACAGGUGCAACAACAGAAACGCAGAGCUGGAGAGAACCGGGACAUGGGGUCAGGAACUCCUAACGGACUCAUAAUGGGGUCACCCGGUGUAGGAAGUUCUGUGGACCCAGUUUUUGCUGCGGGAGACUCAGACUCUAAGUGGAGGAGGUUGGCAGAUGGAAGUGCGGCUCACAAGUCUUCAGAGGCCCCCAGAGUGGCCCCAGCAGUUGCCCCGCUUAUGGUCACAGUCAACUGCAGCAACAGUUCUCAUAGCAACCAAAUGACUAUCAAUCACGUGCACUGUGUCAAUCCCCAAUCUCCCUUAACCCAUCAUACUAACCAGCACAACGCACAUAAAGUGGCCUCUUCAGGCCUGCCAGCUGCAUCCAGCCAGACCUCCCACAUCAAAGCUGAGUGCAUCCCGACCCCACCACCUUCUGCAGGGGCUGGCUGGUCAGCAGAGAACAUAGCCCAGCAGUACAUCAUCCCCUGCAUGAAGUACUAUGGCAUCUGUGUGAAAGAUAACUUCCUGAGCCCUCAGCUGGGCGACAGGGUCCUGGAGGAGGUGGAGGUCCUAAACCGCAGUGGAAAAUUUCGGGGCGGGCAGCUGGUGAGCCAGAAGAGCAUUCCCUCUCGGAGCAUCCGGGGAGACCAGAUCGCCUGGGUUGAGGGACGAGAGCCCGGGUGCGAGAGCAUCGGGGCGCUGAUGGCUUACAUUGAUGAGGCCGUCAUGUACAGCGCUGCCAAUGGACAGCUGGGGGACUGUGUCAUCAAUGGACGCACUAAGGCGAUGGUCGCUUGUUACCCAGGGAACGGGGCAGGGUACGUCCGCCAUGUUGACAACCCUAACGGUGACGGACGCUGCAUCACGUGUAUCUACUAUCUCAACAAGAACUGGGAUGCCAAGAAACAAGGAGGGUUGCUACAGAUCUACCCUGAAGGCAAAAAUGUGGUAGCCAGCAUCGAACCUUUGUUUGACCGGCUGCUCAUCUUCUGGUCGGACCGCAGGAACCCACACGAAGUCAAGCCAGCCUACGCCACUCGCUAUGCCAUCACAGUCUGGUACUUUGAUGCCAAAGAGAGAGCUGAAGCUAAAGAGAAGUACAGAUUGGCAUCAGGACAGAAAGGUGUUCAAGUGCCUGUCACCCAAAACAGCAGGACGUAAAUCUCAUCUAAUCACUGGAGAGCACUCCGAAAGUAUUAUGUGCCUUCCUGAACUGCUUAUGGACGUCGCGAUCAAACAGUGGAGACACUGGUAAACUGUCAGUCAUCAAUGCAGCUCCAUGCCACUCUAACAGUGUCAGCUGUUGGAUUCUCGCCACGGGCUGCGAUGUGAUGUUUCUCCGCCAUGUGAUCGGGCUGCUUUAUCAAAGACGCGGCAGAUAUAGAGCACAACAGACUCCAUUGUGUGGCAGAGGUGAGAUCAUAAUUACGCGUCGUGGCUAAAGAAGAAGAAAAUAACUUUGACGUCUCGCUGACUAAUGUAUGAAGACCUCAAGCUGAAAAGAAACGGAAUUGUUAAAUGAUUUCUUUUUUUUUUUUCUUUUUUUGCCUGUUCGGUUAUAAGUGAUGUGAUGUAUUGAGAAAUCAUUGUUUUACUCUGCUCUUGUGUCAUUUUCAUUUCAAACACAAGGAGCAUUAAUGAUGAAUCAGUGGGCAGACAUUGGGGGAAAAGGUGCGCAAGGAGUAGAAAUCGAUGGCGUUAUCCCUGGAAUGACUUAUUUCCCUUUGUCUCAUGAUGUGGGCAAGUCGUGUGUAAAAACAGAGGCACAGAAAAGAGAAAAGUUACAGGGACACACACUUGAAAACUUGCAUGAGGAGAACUCUACACUGUAGUUUGACUCUAUAGAGCACACUAAGUAGUUCAAUAAGUGUUUCUGGACUUCUUUAUUCGGUAUCAGGCUAGGACUAAAAUAUCUUUUGCAACAGUCUCAAAAUGUUAGUGUGACAAAAUCGCUGAAUAAUCCAGCAUGGACCUUUCUUUCUUUUCUGCCGAUACAAUGUGUGAAGCUGCACUGUUUUUUAACGUAACUCAUGUGCAGUGCUGCCUGUAUGACACGGCUCACACUUGAGACAAGAGGAAAGCUUUCCAGUGAUGAGGUAAAAACAGGGUUUGAUGAAACUGUGUGUGUGUGCGCGUGUGCGUGCGUGCGUGUGUGUGUGUUCGCUCAUUAGCCUGUAUGCACAUUCACCCUGACUCUUAGCUGUUCUUAACAAGAUGGACACUUGUCGGACAAACCUUCUGCCCAAACAACAUCUACUUUAUAAAGCACAGAGUUAAGCAUACACCGUAUGCGAACUGCAGGGUCAAACUACUGCGUUCUCAUGUGUCGGAUUGAAUGUUUGUGUUAAAGUGUACUUGCACAUGUAUGUGACAAUUUUCACUGUCUCAAAGAGGGUAGCGAAAUUGUCUGCAGAUUGGUUAAGAAGAAGGUUAUUUAAAAAAAAAAAAAAAAGCACUUUAUUGUUUAAAAUGCCAUGCGUUGAUAGAAAAA
Molecule: messenger RNA, 3487 nt
Organism: Sander lucioperca (pikeperch)
Lineage: Eukaryota; Metazoa; Chordata; Actinopteri; Perciformes; Percidae
Gene: egln2
Product: egl-9 family hypoxia-inducible factor 2
Exons: 6
Coding region: 505-2157 (550 amino acids)
Biological process (GO): peptidyl-proline hydroxylation to 4-hydroxy-L-proline; cellular response to hypoxia
Cellular component (GO): cytoplasm; nucleus
Molecular function (GO): ferrous iron binding; peptidyl-proline 4-dioxygenase activity; L-ascorbic acid binding
Source: RefSeq, a predicted model, not a curated record